Botrytis cinerea B05.10 is the source of this 1008-nucleotide messenger RNA. RefSeq lists its product as hypothetical. The coding region runs from base 257 to 739 and encodes 160 amino acids. Lineage: Eukaryota; Fungi; Ascomycota; Leotiomycetes; Helotiales; Sclerotiniaceae. The transcript is spliced from 3 exons. Gene Ontology annotation, cellular component: membrane. The record is from RefSeq and is a predicted model, not a curated record.
GGCUGCAAUGGAAACCAUUCGGCCUUCAGACUUUGUCUACUUAAUUCUAUUGUAAUUAUAAUAUCAGUCUGUGACUCUUUUGUAUUUCAUCUCCUUUCAAUUUUUCUCCACUUGUCUCCUUUUUCUACUUGUAUACAUCCUCUUCCAAUUCACUCAUUUACGCGCGCCCAAGUUGCUGCUGCGUUUUCCUACGACUAUUAAGACCAUCAAUUUCACGACAACAAGAUUUCCCAAAUAACAAUACUUUAAUUUCAAAAUGGCCAUUGGAUUACUUCUUCCUAUUCGAAUUGCUCAAGCAGUUUUUGCUAUCGUCGUACUUGGCUUGUCCGGAUAUGUUUCCCACUGGUACAAUGCCGAUACUUUGACUGCAUCUCCUUCGCAAAUCAACUUUUUGGUUUUCGUACCUGUCUUCACUCUGAUUUCCAUUGUCUAUCUUGAAGUUGCCCCCCGCUUCAUGUCGAAAGCAUCUCACCCAUACGCACAUCUCGCAUUUGAACUCCUCAACGUUCUUUUCUACUUCGCAGGCUUCAUCGCCCUCUCCGUCUUUAUCAGCAAGCUUCUUUUCUGUCGUGGUUCUGUCUGUGGAGCAGCUCGUGCCGAUGCAGUCUUUGGUGCUUUCAGCUGGUUACUUUGGAUGGGAAGCAGUGCUAUUCUUGCAUUGGAAAUGUUCAAGGGAGGACGAGGAAAAGCUUAUCCUCAACCAAACAUGGCUAUGAAGGAGACUAGCAACCCGGUUUAAGUCGCUAUGUGAUGAGCGAAGAUAAUGCAAAAGACAAUCGGGAAGCAUGUCUGAAUCAUAUGGGCACUGAUAGUUGAUGAGAAGUCUUGAUGACCAUCUCUUUCUUGAAAGGACGUAUUGUGGUUGUAGGAAUAGAGGUUGAUGAAAAGGAAAAGAUUGAUGACUCAAACGUUCAUGGAGUUGGGGGUCAAAACACUUACACAGCAGCAAGACUGACUGAUGUCUACUUUAGAAAUAAAUAAUAUGAAAAUCUUUGAUAAUUCUUUCGA